CCGACGCCGACGCCGACGACCGACGACCGACGACCGUGGUUAACCGUCACUUCCUCGGAAAGAACGAGUCGUCCUGUCCUCCCUCGCUAUUUCUAUUGUCGUGUUGCGCUUUCCCUUCCUGCUAUUUCGCCCUCGCUCCUUUCCUCCCAUCGCUGCCGCCACCAUGUCGAAGCUCUCUCCCGCCCUCAAGGCCGCAAUCAAUGCUCCAUUUGCCCGCCCUGGUCCCCUCCCCGCCUCGAAGAACAUUGCUGCCGUAUACUUAGCUAUCCAGCGCGAGGCUUCUUCCCACUCUCUCGGCGUGUUCCCAUGGCUCGCCCUUACCACAGCUGCGACAAUGACUGCUAACUCUCCUGCCUCUCUCACCCUCCUCCACGACCUCGCCUCGCCCAACCCAACCUCCGCCGUCCAAAACGCGACCUUCAUGCGCGAAGUCGGACUCAAGACGAUUAGUUUCAACGGCAUCCCACGCGCCCUCAACCAGCUCGUACACCUCCGUUCCGCCAUCCCCGCAGAAAUCGCCGCACAGCUCCCCACGACGCCGACGCGUACUCUCACGCCAGAAUCCAUUGAACAAGUGCAGCCGAGAGCGAGGGCGCUGUGGAAUUCGAUAUACGACCCUCAUUCCGACAAGCUCGUCGACAAGCUUGAGGCCGCACACCCCGACCUACCCGUCCACAUCCUUAGCAACCACUACGGCACGCUCCUUAGUGAUUUCCCAGGCGCGAAUAACCCUGCUGUAGGGAGGGUGCUCACCUCGCUCGUGGCUAUUGCCUGUCUACGCGCGCAGACGGGUGUAGGUCUGCAGGUGGUAUCGCAUGUUUAUGGGCUGCGGAAGGGCGUCGAGGAGGGCGGCGAGGAGGUGGGCGAGGGCGAGAAGUGGCUUGGUGGGGAGGAGGGGAACCUGUGGGCGCUAGGGGUUGUAGAUCGUGUUGUUCAGGCGAUUACGGGUGAAGGAGGUUCAUUUGCUACUUAUGAUAAGGCGAAGCUAUAAUGUUAGUGUAUAUGUAGAGCAUUUAGACCGCGCUUUAAAUACAUAUUAAGUCAUAAGGCAAAACUACAAAUUUUAGACCGCG
This is a messenger RNA of Pseudogymnoascus verrucosus, 1073 nucleotides long. RefSeq lists its product as uncharacterized. The coding region runs from base 164 to 991 and encodes 275 amino acids. The transcript is spliced from 2 exons. The record is from RefSeq and is a predicted model, not a curated record. Lineage: Eukaryota; Fungi; Ascomycota; Leotiomycetes; Thelebolales; Thelebolaceae.